UGAGUUGCUUGCAGUCAUUUUUGGUUGCGAUCUGAGUGUCAUGGCUGCUGUCCUGCCAGUUUACGUUUUGCGUCUCAUUUGAGGCGUGGAUUCGGCCUGUAUUCGCAGCUGGACAGAAUGAGCGAGGACAAAGAGGAGGAUUUGGAGCCGUUGAAGUACUUGGAGCACCAGUGCGCGGCCCAGAUCGAGGCGCAGCCCGACCUGGAGGCCCAGCUGGGCAUCGACCGUGAGGCUGCCACCCAGCGCCUUUGGGCUGGAUUCCACAACUCUGCGGCAGCGAUUGCCCACCUUUACCGAGAGCGGUGCCAUGGCGCGGAACUUUGGCUGCCCUUUCAGACGGCCGCAGGCACUGUCACGGCCCUCUACAAAGACUCGAACGACAGUAUCCGUCGGGUGUGUGAUAUGGGCUUGCAGGCCGGCUACCAGAAGCGCAACAAGGAGGUCCUGAGCUGGGCCCGUCGCCGCCGCCACCUCAUCCGCAGGGAAGAACUGAUAGCCUACUUGGCUGGCCGCUCCCUGCCCCCUCGUCCCCACAGAUCGUCCCCCAAGCCCAAAAUACUGCACGAAGGCCCGCCAGUGACCAACCCGCUCGAGGACAACCUCAACACCUUCAGAGAGGCGUUGGCUCUCUCAGGAGCCACUCGUCGCCGCUCGUCUCCCACCCAGAGUCUGCAUGAGCUCAACUCGUUCAUCAGCAGUGAAUUUGCACGGCACUGCAAGCGGCCGGCUGCCACAAGUCCCUCGCACGACGUCAACAUGGACUCGCCAACGCACAAGCGGAGCCGUCUCAUGUGAACUGAUUGCCUACUUGGUUGUCUGAUUGAGUGACUGAUUGGGUUGGUUGAGUUAGCAAUACCAAAUGACUGUUUCCGAUUUUUGCGGUGGCACUUUGCGUGGGUGCCACGUUUUGAAUUUGUUUUUGCCCUCAUCAGCUACUGCCUCCUUGUUUUGUAAUCAAACGCGAUUCUUGCUUGGUCAUUGAGUUGAUGAAAAAAUAUAUAUAUAUUUAGUUACGAUCGAUCACCUAUUGAUUGUGUAAAUUAAGCAUUUAAAUUUAAAUGAUCACUAUUUUUCUCUCAAACGAUAGGUGAGCAUUAAAUUAGUGCCGAACUUGUUUUUGUCGCUGAAAAUUUGAUCAGAAUCAAAAUUUUGAUGUUUCCCAUUGGAGCACAUUGUACAUAAUAGUUUUGUAAUGGCCAAGUGUGUUUUGUAACUUAAGCUGCAACACAUUGAUUCUGUAGGACACCAAAACGUGACCGUCGAGCAUAAUUUGCUCGAAAUCUGCCUCAACGUGGCUUUCUUUCUAAUCAUUACACCUUUUUUUCUAACAACAAGCUUCAAAAAAGCGAAGCAAGACAUGAUAUAAAAAUUUCACACUUAAUUUGCCUUUCUCUCUUUAUCAUUACAUUCGGAUGAAUGCGAAUUAUAAUAUAAUUUGAUAAAUAAGCUAAAAACACCGAGUUGAAAGAAGCAUCAAAUUAUCAAUUUUGUUAAAAGAAAUAUCAUAGAGCUUAAGAAAAUUAUUUCCUAGGAAGUGCGAUUGCAUUAAAAAUAAAGAGUAUGAAUUUAUUAGUUGCUUAUUAUUUUCCAGACAGCCUCCAUGUGUUGGCUAAUGUAUUAAAAAGACCCUUGAUUUGUAAAAGUA
Neocloeon triangulifer is the source of this 1645-nucleotide messenger RNA. Its product is annotated as HUWE1-associated protein modifying stress responses. NCBI's taxonomy places the organism in Eukaryota, Metazoa, Arthropoda, Insecta, Ephemeroptera, Baetidae. The record is from RefSeq and is a predicted model, not a curated record. The transcript is spliced from 4 exons. The coding region runs from base 118 to 795 and encodes 225 amino acids.